This is a messenger RNA of Diaporthe batatas, 1413 nucleotides long. RefSeq lists its product as uncharacterized. The transcript has a single exon. The record is from RefSeq and is a predicted model, not a curated record. Gene Ontology annotation, molecular function: phosphoric diester hydrolase activity. Lineage: Eukaryota; Fungi; Ascomycota; Sordariomycetes; Diaporthales; Diaporthaceae. Gene Ontology annotation, biological process: lipid metabolic process. Bases 1 to 1413 code for a protein of 470 amino acids.
AUGGCGGCGCCCUUGAGGGUCUGGGGGCUGCUUCUUCUCACCCUCGGGUCCUUCGCCCGUGCUGCGGAUGGGGACGAGGACGCAACCUCGUCUGGCUCCUCGUCCUCCACUUCCGAAGAGUCUGGCAUCAUCAUCCUCACGGGCACUCACACUACACCUCCGGACAGGCCCACCUUCACCCAGGCCUCGACCAUCACUCUCGCCACAACCACCCUCACUGGGUCCGACCUAGAGACCGCCACUGAGAAUGCCACAGGGUCAGAGACUGGCUCGGGGACCGUCACCUUUCUCACCGGAUCUAUCACCGGCACGGCUACGGGCACUGCAACGCUCCCCGGCAACUUCUCCGUCACCCCGUCAUCAACUUCCACGGCCCCGACCGUAGUGAACACCCAGCCUUGCAACAACUAUGUCGAGUUGUGCGACCGCAAGUACAGCAACAUCACCAUGGUUGGAUGCCAUAACUCGCCCUUCGUGAGGCCUGGGAACCUCGCCUCCAACCAGGCCUUGGAUGUGACGCAGCAGCUCAACGACGGCGUGAGGUUUCUCCAGGGUCAGAUGCACUGGAAUGCCAACGACACCGUCCCUCACUUCUGCCACACCACCUGCGACAUCUUUGACGGCGGUCGCAUCACAGAAUGGCUCACAGAAGUCAAGAACUGGGUUGCCGCCAACCGCUUCGAAGUCGUCACCAUCCUGCUCGAGAAUGGCAACUACUCCACCCCGGACCAUUACGUGGACUACAUUAACGAGACGGGCAUCCUGGACUAUGUUUACACGCCGCCCUAUCAACCUAUGAACUUGACCACAUGGCCUACCCUGGCCGAGAUGAUCAUCUACAACACUCGCGUGGUUCUCAUGUUGGACUACAUGGCCAACCAGACCGCCUACCCAUGGUGGAUCGAUCAGUUCAGUAACAUGUGGGAGACACCGUUCGACCCGACGGACCAGAACUUCCCCUGCGUCGUUGAGCGCCCUGACCCAAACAUGCCCAUCGAGCAACUCAAGAACAUGAUGUACCUCACCAACCACAACCUCAACGCCGAGGUCUCCAUUCUGGGCCAAUCCAUCCUUGUUCCAGACGUGUCUCAGCUCAAUCUGACCAACAACUAUACUGGCUUCGGCAGUCUCGGCCUUGCCGCCAACAACUGCCGCGCCACGUACGAUCGGCCGCCCACCGUCCUGAACGUGGAUUACUACAACUUUGGCGGCUCAGAGGACUCCGGCGCCGUCUUCAUGGUCGCAGCGGCCAUGAACAACGUCACAUACCGCGGCGGGUGCUGCGGCAAGGCCUCUACGAGCGACUCGCCGCAGGGCCCAAGCCCCAUGUUCUGGUACGAGGGGAGGAAGAACGACCGGCGGGCCGUGGCCGUGUUCAUGCUCGCCUGGGUCACCUGGAUUCUUUUGGUCUAG